UGAUCGCUAGCGUGUGGCGAUAAUACGAACGAACCACAACGAAAUUGUCAGAAUGUUGGAGGAGGAGCUCGAGAUAGCGCUGAAGGUGAUCGUGGUCGGGAACGGGGGCGUCGGCAAAACGUCGAUGGUCCAGCGGUACUGCAAGGGCAUCUACACGAAGGACUACAAGAAGACGAUCGGGGUGGACUUUCUCGAGCGGCAGAUCGAGAUCGACGGCGAGGACAUCCGGAUCAUGCUGUGGGACACGGCCGGCCAGGAGGAGUUCGACGCGAUCACGAAGGCGUACUAUCGGGGGGCGCAGGCGUGCGUGCUCACGUUCAGCACCACCGACCGGGCGUCGUUCGAGGCGAUCCGCGAGUGGAAGGUGAAGGUGGAGAACGAGUGCAGCGAGAUACCGACCGUGCUAGUCCAGAACAAGAUCGACCUGAUGGAUCAGGCCGUGGUGUCGUUCGACGAGGCGGAAGCGCUGGCCCACGCGCUCGGCUGCCGGCUGAUCCGGACGUCGGUGAAGGAGGACGUGAACGUGGCGACCGUGUUCCGGUACCUGGCGACCAAGUGCCACCAGCAGAUGAAGCAACAGUACAGCCAGUCGGCCCCGAUUAGCCAGCCGACGAUCAGUGCCUUUAGUCCGACGUUCCAGUCGAAAGCCGCCAGCAACACGAUCACCCUGGCGAGGCCAUCGGUGAAGCGCAAGCCACUGCAGAAGCGGUGCGGGAUCUUCUGAGGGCCGGAUCGGGCCCGUGCCCGGGCCGGGCUGGGCUGUGCGUGUUAUCGUUGUUUGGUUUUAGUGUACGUCGGCUACCGCCUUGUUAACUUAGAGCUUAGUAAUCGUAAGACCUGCCACCUUUGCAAGACUGUCGCUUGAAUA
Molecule: messenger RNA, 868 nt
Organism: Anopheles cruzii
Lineage: Eukaryota; Metazoa; Arthropoda; Insecta; Diptera; Culicidae
Gene: Rab23
Product: ras-related protein Rab-23
Exons: 1
Coding region: 53-724 (223 amino acids)
Molecular function (GO): GTP binding; GTPase activity
Source: RefSeq, a predicted model, not a curated record